AUGUUGUUACUUUUCACCGUAGUUACUCUUGUUAGCACUGCUCAGGUGCCCCAGACACCUGCCUCUCCGCAGACAGCACCUACUCAAUUUCUUCCUGGAGUGCAGCAAAAGAUUGGUGGUGUGGACAACAGAUGCGCCAACAAGCAAGUAGAAGGUGUUCAGAUAUUUCAAGGAAAUAUGGCCGAGUGCCUGAAAAGAAACUCUGAGGCAGCAAAUGCGAUGUUUCAAAGAGCCAAGCAAAGGGCCUUAGAAAUUUAUAAUAAGGAGGUUAGCAAAGGGCCUACCCCAAAGGAUAGCGGCCAGUGCAUAGAAAGAGCUGUACAAGGUACUGACAGAUGUAUUCUUGCAAAAAUAAUCGAUAAGGCCGUGAACAUGCUUAAGUACAGAAUCUCCAAGGUAGGAAAUGCUACAGCACUCUUCCGAGGGAACAAACUAAUUUCUCUAAUUCUCAAUGUCGAUUAUGGACUUAAGCCGUUCUUCACAGUAGUAAAGAAGAAAACAAAGAGAGUGUUCCCUUCAGGGGAUGAGCUGAAUUUCAACGGAAUCGGUCAGCUUAUAGGAGUAAAAGGUACAUUCCCUCAAGACAAUAAUGAUGAGUGUAAGCCGUGUGAUUCUCCCAAGAAGACUGUUGAGACUGUUGCUGAAGAAUGUAAUCUUGGGUGUCAGCUUAAAGGGACGCCUGGCCUGAUAAGUAAAGCCAUACAAAAGAAAGACACCAAGGAAAGCUCGAAAGAUGGAGAAAAAGGCUCAGCCCAGAAUGGCGAAGGCACCACUGAUGAUGAAGAUGGGCAGCAAUCUCCUGCAGACGGUAAUGGACCAGAGUAA
Encephalitozoon romaleae SJ-2008 is the source of this 825-nucleotide messenger RNA. Its product is annotated as polar tube protein Ptp2. The record is from RefSeq and is a predicted model, not a curated record. NCBI's taxonomy places the organism in Eukaryota, Fungi, Microsporidia, Unikaryonidae. Bases 1 to 825 code for a protein of 274 amino acids. The transcript has a single exon.